Helobdella robusta is the source of this 1377-nucleotide messenger RNA. RefSeq lists its product as hypothetical. Gene Ontology annotation, cellular component: nucleus. Bases 1 to 1377 code for a protein of 458 amino acids. Gene Ontology annotation, biological process: regulation of DNA-templated transcription. The transcript is spliced from 5 exons. The record is from RefSeq and is a predicted model, not a curated record. Gene Ontology annotation, molecular function: zinc ion binding. NCBI's taxonomy places the organism in Eukaryota, Metazoa, Annelida, Clitellata, Rhynchobdellida, Glossiphoniidae.
AUGACCAAUCAGUAUCUCAGGUUGUCCCAUAACCCACCGAUUGUGCAAACAGCCAAGUUUUACAGCACCGGCAUUAUCAUCAACAACAACAUCAACAACAACACCAUCAUCAACAUCUUCAUCAACAUCAACAACGACGGCUUCAACACCACUCGCAAACAACUCGGAUGCUACUCAAUGUUGGAGCCUGCAUCGACCAUUCUCAACAGGCCUCAACUUAACACCAACAACAACAACAACAACACUCACAAGUCAUCAGCACACACAGUUCACAACAGUAUAGGUCAUUGCCCGCUGCCCGGUUGCGAUGGUUCGGGUCACGCCAAUGGGACCUUCCUCACGCACCGAAGUUUGUCCGGUUGUCCACGGGCCACCAAGAGACAAAAAACAUCAUUAUCAUCUUCAUCAUCAUCCUCAUCAUCAUCAUCAUCAUCAUCAUCAUCAUCGUUAUCAGUCGGCUGUGGACUGGCGACUCAACUUGGGAGCAGCAAGCAUCAUCAUCCAGCAGACAACAACAGCAGCAACACAGCACUAUCAACCACCAACUCAAUCCAAUCAGAAAACAACAAAGACGUCCAGAAGCUGGAUUCAGAAAUCUCAAAACUGAAAUCGGAAAUCAUGGAUUUGCAAAAAGAAAUGAAAAACCUGGAGGGUGGGUGUGGUGAUUGGAAGGGGAAGAUGGUACAAGUGGGCGGGGACAUUUCAGCCAUCCAGACAAGACAUCUGGCGACCAACAAACAAUUUGUCUGCUUCAGGGACAAACUCGUCAGCAGGUUGUUGCAGAAAAUUGAUUUUCGAAAAUUCAGAUCUCUUCUCGGGUUGGUGGGUAAAGUUGGAAGGGAGUAUGAAGAGCCGGGUUGUAAAAUAUCUGCCUCUGAUGAUUUCUGUAAUGUCGGGUAUGUCGCAAAAGUUACGAAUGUUGGCAGUUGUCUGAAUGGAAACAUUGAAAUCGCUUUUAACAACGACAUUUAUUGUCAUAACAACAACAAAGAUGACAACAAUUACGACAACAACAACAUUUCUAGUCAUAGCAACUUCUCUUUGAAUCACAACAAUGUGAACGCUUACAUCAACAGAGCAGAUAAUGACAUUAAUACUAUUAAUUACAAUAAUGAAAGCAGUAAUGACAUUGUUAUGAAUGACAACAAUGUUGAUGUCAGUUGUUUUUUUGGCCACUGUCACGACAACAACAACAGCAUUAACAACUACAUCAAUCACACUUCUUCAGCCAAUAACUCAUUCAAGAUCAACAUCAGCAACAACAGUAAUAAUAAUGGUGACAAAAUGAGUAAAUUCGAGAGGAGUGAACUCGAAGUAACAUCAUCAUUAAUGAUGAAUGGUGACACAGGUUGGAUUUGUAACCAAUUUUUUGCAUAA